Molecule: messenger RNA, 1506 nt
Organism: Zymoseptoria tritici IPO323
Lineage: Eukaryota; Fungi; Ascomycota; Dothideomycetes; Mycosphaerellales; Mycosphaerellaceae
Exons: 1
Coding region: 1-1506 (501 amino acids)
Biological process (GO): rRNA processing
Cellular component (GO): preribosome, small subunit precursor; nucleolus; cytoplasm
Molecular function (GO): snoRNA binding
Source: RefSeq, a predicted model, not a curated record
AUGCCGAAGGCCACGAGAUCCAACUCAAUUGCUCGCCAAGAGCGUAGGCAUAAUCCUCUCAGCGAAGAGUACUCACCAACAGCGCCACUGAAGCAAAAGAACAGCAAAAAGCGAAAGACGACCCACGGAGAAGAUGGACAGGAUGGGUUCGUGGAUAGCAAAGCGUCGCGGCGCAUUCUAGAUCUUGGACAAGACUUGGCAGCGGAAGAUGAAGCAGAACAACAGGCAAAGCGCCCAGCUGUCGCAAACCCAGCUUUCGCGUUCGAAAGUCGUUUUGGCGAGCUAAGUGACGAUGAGGAAGGAGGCGCAGAAGUCGGCGAAUACGACGAUGAGGAGGCAUGGGGCUCGGAAGAGGAGGUGGAAGAGAUUGAGGUGGACCCGAAUGAUCUGGAAAUGUUCAACAAAUUCAAUCCAUCCUUUGAUCCAUCCACAUUGCUCGACCCGAAGAACGACACACCCGACGACGAAGCACAAGGACCCGGCACAAAUCUAGCAGACCUGAUCCUCGAGAAGAUUGCCGCACACGAAGCACGAGGAGGAGCAGCGGACGACAACAUCCCACAUCACGUUCAAGGUGGCGGUGAUCCCAACGAUGCCGUCGAGCUUCCCGCCAAAGUCGUUGAAGUCUAUACCCAAGUCGGCCUGCUCCUCUCCCGCUACAAGAGCGGCAAACUCCCCAAACCUUUCAAAAUCCUCCCCUCACUGCCACAAUGGGACAUCCUCGUCUCCAUCACCCGACCCGACAGCUGGACUCCCAACGCCGUCUACGAAGCCACGAAAAUCUUCACCUCAUCCCGACCGGCUGUGGCGCAGGCCUUCUGCAACGACAUUCUACUACCGAUGGUGAGAGAGGACAUCCGCGAGACGAAGAAGCUGAACGUCCAUCUCUACAAAGCGAUGAAGAAAGCGCUGUACAAACCCGCCGCCUUCUUCCGGGGCUUCCUCUUUCCCCUCACCGGCUCAGGGACUUGCACAUUGCGUGAAGCACAGAUCAUCGGCUCCGUACUGGCUCGCGUCUCUAUUCCAGUUCUGCACUCCGCUACGGCUCUCUACCGACUCUGCGAAAUCGCGGCCGAGCAAAUGAUGCACGACGUCGAGUCAGCCGGCGCCUGCAACAUUUUCAUCCGCACGCUGCUAGAGAAGAAAUACGCCCUCCCAUUCCGCGUGGUAGACGCAUUGGUCUUCCACUUCUUGCGAUUCCGCGCGGUGCAACCGGGUGAGGAUGUGAACAUGGACAACGGCAAUGGCGUGUUCGCGGGCAAGAACGGGAAGGGAGAUCCGAAGUUGCCGGUGUUGUGGCAUCAGAGCUUGCUUGCUUUCGCGCAGAGGUAUAAGAAUGAGAUUACGGAGGAUCAGAGAGAGGCGUUGUUGGAUUUGCUGCUGGUAAAAGGGCACAAGCAGAUUGGACCGGAGGUGAGGAGGGAGUUGUUGGAGGGCAGGGGUAGAGGUGUGGUUGUCGAGCCGGAGAGGGCGGAUGGUGGUGAUGAUACUAUGAUGGAUGUUUGA